This is a messenger RNA of Vespula vulgaris, 1159 nucleotides long. Its product is annotated as peptide deformylase, mitochondrial-like. The coding region runs from base 138 to 854 and encodes 238 amino acids. Gene Ontology annotation, molecular function: peptide deformylase activity. The record is from RefSeq and is a predicted model, not a curated record. NCBI's taxonomy places the organism in Eukaryota, Metazoa, Arthropoda, Insecta, Hymenoptera, Vespidae. The transcript has 3 exons. Gene Ontology annotation, biological process: N-terminal protein amino acid modification; peptidyl-methionine modification. Gene Ontology annotation, cellular component: mitochondrion.
UCGGUGCCUUGAAGAAGAUGGUGCUAGUUUAGAAUAGGUUAACAAAUGUGAAAUUAGUAUCGUCAUAGAUAGCACUGUACGUAACCAAAGUCGUGGUCGGAGCAACAUAAAAUUAUUACAAAUAAAUAUUAGAAAUCAUGUUAAAAAACAUUAUUCCUGUUAAAACGAUAUAUUCGAAGUUCCGACCGUGGAAAAAUGAAAUACGAUCGUUUGUUAAUAUGAGGAAAAUAAAACGUGCGUUCAGACGUUUUGUUUAUCAGUCAGAAAGUAAACCUCCUUAUUUUCAUAUUACACAAGUUGGUGAUCCUGUUUUGCGCACACCAACCUUGCCGGUAAAUCUCGAAGUUAUUCAAUUCUUUCAAUUUCAAAUGGUUAUAAAACAAAUGAAAAUAAUUAUGGAAAUUUAUGAUACCUUUGGAUUAUCUGCUUGUCAAAUUGGUUUACCAUGGAAAGUUUUUAUGAUACAAGUUACAGAAAAACAUUUAAAGGAUAUUGGUGAAAAUUUGAUGAAAAUUCGUGAAAUGGAAGUAAUACCGUUACAAGUAUUUAUUAACCCUACCAUUCGUAUCAUAGAUCAUAAGUUAGUUUCAUUUCCCGAAGUAUGUGCUAGUGUUCGAGGUUACUCUGCAGAAGUACCUAGAGCAAGAGAAGUUGAGAUUAAAGCUUUCAAUGAAUCCUCUGAAGAAGUUACGGUCAGGUUCAAAGGAUGGGCAGCAAGAAUCAUUCAACAUGAAAUGGAUCAUUUGAAUGGAAUAUUAUACACGGAUAAAAUGGAUAGACGAACGUUUUCUUGUUGUUAUUGGAAUGAAGUGAACAAGCAUAAAGGACUCAUAGAGAUACGAUUCGAUUCAUAAAAUUCGUAUGAAAAGUUUUGGAGAAAAUAUGUAGGUGAAUAUAUAUGUGAGUAGUAAGAUAUAUAACUAAUAUAUAAUGAUAUCUAAUGAUAAACAUAUAAUAGCGAUAUAAAAAAUAUGGUACUUUUAUUAAUGCAUCUUCUAGGAUACAAUUAAUAGCAGAAUACACGACGUUAUAUAUGUAUAAGAUAAUGCGUAUACAUCUAUAUUCUGCAUUGUUUUUUCAUUGGACAUAUGUAUUGUACCAAUGCUUUUCUUUUUCUUUCUUUUUCUAUGUAUCUUCUAGAAUCACAGAUCCUAGGAGA